AGAAGAAACAUUAGAAGACUUCAAGAGCACAAGGAAGACUCCGAAUCAAAGAUGGCUGGUCCUUACCUAUCUCCUUUACCAGGGGAUUUGCUAACGGAAUACAUGUUUGGAAGACGUCGUCAGCGACGGAACCGCACAACGUUCACACCGCAGCAGCUCAGCGAACUGGAGUCCUUGUUCCAGAAGACGCAUUACCCUGACGUGUUCUUGCGGGAGGAGGUGGCGCUCAGGAUCAGCCUGUCUGAAGCUAGAGUUCAAGUAUGGUUUCAAAACCGACGUGCGAAGUGGCGUAAGCAAGCACGCCUGCAGCUGCUGCAAGAUGCGUGGCGGAUGAGGUGCCUCGGACUGGGAUCGCCACCAUUACCAUUGUCAGGUCACGGUAAACCCGACUCAUCACCAGAAGCUUCCGAGUCACCCAACGAUAAGGACUCUCCCGAGCCACCAGGAGUCAAUGAGAACCGCGAGCUGAAGUCACCUCGUCAGGACCCAUACCUUCAUAACACAAAUAUGGAACAGCUCCAAGCAGUCAACCCAAACGUUCACGAGCUUCCACCGAUGCCAUAUAAUGAAGACGGGAGGAUGUUGCAGCAACCGUUUACCUUUCCUCCAAUGAUGAUGCCACAGCCAAUAGAACCAGAAGUCCCAACGGACUUGAGGGUGAUGUCGAAGCCUAGCCCUUGUCCUUGUGGAACCUCUGUAGAUCAACCACAGAACCUCGCGUAUCGUCAACAAAAUCAUGAUAAGGACAGCGAUAGUGACACAGAUACAGAGAUAGAUCUUACAUCUCACUCUAAAGAUGACGAUAUACGGGAAUCAGAGAGGCUGGCAAAUAGAAUUGCGACCAGCAUCUUCCGAAGUGAAACAGUUCUAAAUGAAAUGAUGCCUAAUGAUCUCAGUUUAUCUACUAAGAGUAAUGAUAGGGUUAGAAGUAACGUCUCAAUCUAAUUGGGCGGCCAUUUUGAUUUACGUUUCGUAAUAGCAGAAUGUAGUUUUGUUGUAAGAAGUAUUUAAAUAUUUAAACUUGUGUUAGUAGAUCCGAAUACCCAAACUUUAGUAUCCGAAGUUUAGUUUAAUGCCAGAACAUUAGAUAUGGAAUUAGUUUUAGUUUUUAAAAGGUGAUCUGUUUCAUAUAAUUGUGAUUUUUGUUCUAGUCAAUGGUUAUACUAAGCUGUAAUUUCGUUUGUAGGCAAUAUUUAAAUUAGAACUCGUG
Spodoptera littoralis (African cotton leafworm) is the source of this 1210-nucleotide messenger RNA. The record is from the annotation of a GenBank genome assembly. Lineage: Eukaryota; Metazoa; Arthropoda; Insecta; Lepidoptera; Noctuidae.